Molecule: messenger RNA, 1964 nt
Organism: Vigna angularis (adzuki bean)
Lineage: Eukaryota; Viridiplantae; Streptophyta; Magnoliopsida; Fabales; Fabaceae
Product: cyclin-dependent kinase inhibitor 7
Exons: 4
Coding region: 456-1037 (193 amino acids)
Biological process (GO): negative regulation of cyclin-dependent protein serine/threonine kinase activity
Cellular component (GO): nucleus
Molecular function (GO): cyclin-dependent protein serine/threonine kinase inhibitor activity
Source: RefSeq, a predicted model, not a curated record
UUUGCUCGGAACACAAUUAUUUUGCUCGAGACCGGUUCUCUCUCCAAUCUUCACUCGCGAAACCGAAUUCUCAGACUCAGCCAACCCGAAACAAUCUUUAUAUGAUUCUUCAUUCCUAACCUCAUGAUUCUCGUUUACUCAUUCCCCUCCCAACCGCAUCAUCAAUUUCCGUUUCCGACACCAUCCACCGAGAACUCCCUCGGCGUGUCACUCCUCCAUUCGCCGUCCCUCCGGUGCCUGUGAUCACCGCCUCGCACCGCUAUCAAACCCCUCAACGCCUCAACCUUCUCCCCUCUUGUAACAGUUUCCUCGUCGCACCAAAACACUACACAAUACAUCCCUCUCUCUCUCUCUCUCUCUCUCUCUCUCUCUCUCUCUCUCUCUCUCUCUCUCUCUCUCUCUCUCUCUAACACACACACACACACUCAACACUGAAUUGAGAUUACAGCAUAAUCAUGGAUAUGGCUCAGCUGAAGACACGAGCUCGAACUGCAUUGGGCGUUGGAGCUUCUGCGACUUCACCGAAGAGAAGGAAAAUCGCCAUUAACAAAAACAGCAACAACAUCUCACCGUCCUCCUGCGUUCAACUCAAGAGUAAUACAACGUCGCCGGAGUCGGAGGAGCGCUGUUCCGGUGAAUCUCCGGCGUCGUGUUGCUCCAGCAACGGAUCAUUCGACGAAAACCGAAUCAUCAAAUUCUCAGAUCUGGAGGUAGAGAACGCUCAAGUUGAAACGUCGACGUGCAACUGCGGUGAACAACAAAUGAGGAGGGAGAUGAGUCUCUCGAGUGACCUUCGAAUUACGAAUUCGCAGGAGGUGGAUUCAGCGGAGAAGAAGCCAACGAUGCAGACCAAAACCAAGUCUCGAUGUUGCGUUCCACCAGCGCCGCAGAAAAUGCCAACGGAGUCAGAGCUCGAAGAAUUCUUCGCCGCCGCUGAGAAAGACAUUCAGAAACGCUUCUCAGAAAAGUAUAAUUAUGAUAUUGUGAAGGACAUGCCCUUGGAAGGACGAUACGAGUGGGUGAAAUUGAAGCCAUAAAAGUGACCAACCUUGAAGAAAGAAAAAUGUGAAACACUACUUGCUGACAUUAUUCUCACAUUAAUUUACUUGAGGUACUUGAUUUUAAUUACUUUUGUUUUCUGUCUUCCACGGUAGGAGUACGCUUUUGUUUGGUGUACAGUUAUGUUUAGUUUUCCUCCAUGGUUAAGGUGAAGGGUUAUUUAUCCCCCGAUUGUUAUUUGUGUACGGGUUAUAGAUACGGAGAAGCUAGUUCUGUGCGGAAUUCUGUAAAUUCCGUUGGUGAGGACUGUAGCGCAAAUGGUUCCUAUAAGGCUAUAACAAAAUUGUAGCCUCAAUUUUCUUUCUUUGUGCUUCCCCCUAAAAUUCGUGUCUGUUUCUCUGGUUUUAACUUUGAAGGGUACAGCAAAGUCAGUGACUGUUAUGUUAUCUUCUCUUUUUUUCUUUAUCUUUUCUUUCCUUCUUCUUCUUUUUCCCCUUUCCAAGACGAAAAUUUAACCCGUCUUUAUCUGUCUUGUCAUUUCAUUGAUUUGUAUUUUUAGUGCUGAUUUGUCUUUUCCCUUUUUUAAACAAUGGAAAAACUUUGCCUUUUGUCCCGAAACUUUCUGCGAUAACUUGGGUGCUGUUUCUGCGUGGAUGGCGAGGUCUUUUCCGUUCCAUAUAAAAUAUUAUAUUAAAUCAAAAGGGAACAAAAUAACACAGUGAAGAAUAUUAUCAAGCAUGGUGAAAUGUUGGAGGAGGACGUGAUUGUUUGUCUAAUUAUAGGAGGAAAUGGGCGUGAGUUACAGUUACAGAAAUGUAGAGGGGAUUGGACGGACAGGUGAUCUUAUUUACCUUUACCCCAUGUGAGAAAAGUCUUCCAGUUUUGGAACCAAAUUCAUUCCACUUUCUCAAGUACAACAAAAUUGGUACAGACUACAGAGUAAAACUAGAGCAUUGUUAUUUCUA